Vespa mandarinia (Asian giant hornet) is the source of this 3045-nucleotide messenger RNA. RefSeq lists its product as uncharacterized. NCBI's taxonomy places the organism in Eukaryota, Metazoa, Arthropoda, Insecta, Hymenoptera, Vespidae. Gene Ontology annotation, molecular function: ubiquitin protein ligase activity. The record is from RefSeq and is a predicted model, not a curated record. Gene Ontology annotation, cellular component: nucleus.
UCUACUGUUAUAUAUCACGUCUAUGAUAAAAGUUACAGUUUGAUGAUAUCAUAGUUGCCAAAUGUAUAUUACCAAAGAGACGGGUCUACAGAAGUUCAUUUUGCUUUUGAUGUUAUUAUUGACACUCGAAGUUCCUUUACCUCUUUUUCUAAAUUCUAAUGUAGAUCUUGAUAUUUAGAUAUAACCAUACUGUAUAGAAGAGAUAGAGAGAUAUAUAGAUAGAUAGAGAGAAAGAAAGAGAGAGAAAGAGAGAGAGAGAGAAAGAAAAAAAAAAGAAUUCAAUGUUAGUGUGUGUGGAACGAGAAUACAAUUUGUAAAGUAACUAAAUUAUAUUUGAUGAAAAUGGCGUGGUGAAAGUUACUUUCCACAUUUUAUAAGGGCCUCUGCAAGUACUCGUUAAUAUUUUUCCUGUGCUUUUCAAAUUGAUAAUGAAAUAGAAAUGAUCCAGUACAUACACGGAAAGAUCAUAAUUCAAUUUAAUAUACUGAAUUAAUAUAUUUAUUGUCGAUUAUAUGUAAUAAUAAAAUGUGAUACAUACGUGUUUUCUGUGUAUCGUUUGAUUUAUUACAAAUGAAAGCUAAAAACUAAUGAGAUGAAUAAUUAAGAAAGCUGGCCUUUUAUCUGAACAUUUUGCAAAAAUGGAAGAUAGUUCAAAUUCAGAAAAUCUAUGGCAUAAAAGUAAAGUAGAGGAACAGCAGGCUGAUCUAUUUAACGGAGAAUCAACGACUGGAUCAGUAGAAGCUAAUUCUACGUCCUUAGCUGAUAUAUUUGAUACAGCAUUCUCAUCUACGGUUGAUCCAUCUCCACAAUCUCGUUUUACUUCUGGAAAUGAGAUGGAAUACGAACAUUUAUUUGCAGAAAGUGACAUCGAAGAAUCAGAGGUAACACCUAUGGAAUCAUAUAAUAAUACGGCCCAUGCUAAUUCACAAAAUAGCUUUAUGUUUGGAGGCUACAUUACAUCAUCUGAUACAAAUGGUAAUUCCAAUGAAUAUUGGCAAACUGAUACUUUAAAUUGUGAUAUGUGCCAAAACAGACAAGAAAGAACUUUUAAGAAAGAAUCGGUUGCACGACAAUUAAAUAGUACAAGAGAAGAUAGAACUGGUGACACUUAUAGACAUAAAAGAAUUUUACAUGAUCAGGAUGGAUCUGUGAAGCAUAAAAAAAAAGAGAAUGAUGAACAAAAACGUAGAACUGAUCAACAAGUAGAUAACUUCAAUAUAGCUGGACCAUCUAGGACAUCAGAUUAUUACAAUACUAACAGUUCCGUGAUAUCACCAGAACAUAUUAAUGGUGUUAAUGGAGCUUUAUUACAGACUGUUGAAAAUAGAAAUGUCAAUGAACCUAAUAAUUUAUGUCACCCUGAUUUAUCUGCUGUAAUAAAUUCUCAAGAAGCACAUACAAAUAUCGCUCAUUCAUCAAGAAUUGAUGAUGCCCCAUCGGCACCAGAUUUACAAUUAGACUGGUCAUCCAGUAGUGAUAGUGACGAUGAAGAUGGAUCUAUAGAAGUUCUUGGAACUGUAAAUCAUAACGAAAAUUCUGUACAAAAUGACAACGAAGAAAAUCGUACAGUAACUUUGGUUGACUUAACCGCAGAAUCUGAUGAAGAACCACCAUCUUCAUCUACAUCAUUUAACAAUCCAGUAAAUCCAUGGACAGGAGAACACAUUCAAAGAACACAUAUGUAUCACAAUCGACAUAUGUAUUAUCGUUAUCGAACUCCAACAUUUCAUUCAAGAUAUAAUACGCUAGGAGAUACAACAACAGGUACUACAUCUUCUCGUAUGCAUCCUGUUCAAGAAAGAUUAUGGAUGAACCAACAACGUGUUCAAGAGGUUCACAGAAGAAGACUUUAUCCAAGAUCUUCGUCGCAUCAUGCUAGCAGUUGUAUGCCAUCAAAUACGCACUUAAACCAAACCACAGAGCAUGAGCAUUCUUAUAGAAAUUGUUUUCCACCAACUCAUAUUCAUUCGAAUACCCACUGUAAUGGAAAUGAUGCUGUUCCAUUUGCUGAAAAUUAUAUUUCACCUUCUCUUAUACCACCACGAUUAUUACCAUCUAGAGUCUUGCCACCACCCCAACAACCGACUGUUUACAGUCAUCCAGAAGCAAGAGGACCACCAAAUUUUGCUCCUACUUGUGCACCAACUAUGAUGGUAAACCAUUUAAGUGAUGUAGAAGAAAUGGAACCUUCUCAGGAUAUGAUGACAUCAAUACCAGUUCAUCAACAUGUUCAUCAUCAUAUGUAUCAUUACGAUACACAUCCACAAAUACCUCAGCGUAUGCAUCAUGUGCAUAUAAUGCCUUCACGUAUGCAUCAUCUUCACAUAAGUUUCUCUCCAAAUUUGCAUACAUCUAUAACACGUGGAAAUACGUUACCACCUACAACAGGUUUACCAGAUUUAAUACUACAUCAACCAAGACAUAUAUCUGCACGUCUUGAAAAUUACAUGCGAAUCGUUGAUCUACGGCGUAUGGCUCAUAUAAGUUAUGGUGCCACCCAAGAAUCUAUCGAAAAUCACACAUUCCCACAUAAAUACAAACGGGUGAAAAAAGUAGAAAAUGGUGAAGAUGCAAUUGAAAAAUGUACAAUAUGUUUAUCAGAAUUUGAAGAUUGCGAAAGUGUGAGGAGGCUUCCAUGUAUGCAUUUAUUUCACAUAGAUUGCGUCGACCAAUGGUUGUGCACCAACAAGCGUUGUCCUAUUUGUCGAGUAGAUAUUGAAACAUUUUUGCAAAAGGAAAUUAUUGUGUAGCUUUUGAUUAAUAAGCUCCAUCUGUUACAUUUCACAUAUUACAUAAAAAGAAAAAAAUAAAAACAAAAAAAAAACAAAAAAAAAAAACAAAACAAAAAAAGAAAGAAAAAACUAACAGAUGUAUAUGCUUUGAAGGUUCUUCGAAGAACUUACUUUUUUAAUAGUACAACGCGUACAGGUUUGAAAAUUUUGCUAUACAUAAUCAAAUAACAAAUACAGCCAGAGGCAUAAAGUUAAGGCAUAUUUAUAGUUGACAAAAGAACAAAAAAAAAGAAAAAAAAAGAAAAGAAAAGAA